Messenger RNA from Suillus bovinus, 1506 nucleotides. RefSeq lists its product as uncharacterized. Lineage: Eukaryota; Fungi; Basidiomycota; Agaricomycetes; Boletales; Suillaceae. The record is from RefSeq and is a predicted model, not a curated record. The coding region runs from base 1 to 1506 and encodes 501 amino acids. The transcript is spliced from 4 exons.
AUGCGCUUGAUACUUUUCUGCGUCCUCCUUGGAGUGAUCCAAGCUGCACCUACAACAAAUACAACAAACACUACUACUGACGGCAGUUUUCAAGCCCCAUCAUUCACAACCAGAAGCAUGUGGACCAUCGUCUCCAGCUCCGUUCUCACUCUUUUUGCAUGCGUUUAUAGUGCCAUACACCCCAAUAUCCCGAGUCCUAAGGGCAGAGGCUACCCUUAUAUCUUAUGGCGACAACUUGGCACGAUGAUGUUGGCACUAAUCGCUCCGGAACUGAUCGUCAUAUGGGCUAUGCGCCAGUGGUUCAGCGCUCAAGAAGUUACAAAACAGUUUGAACAUUUCAAGAAAUCAGGGUAUCCCAAGGUUUAUUCAGAGUCUGAAGAAAAGGUGCCUGUUAAAGCACUCGGAACUGGACAUCCCUUCCUUCAAUUCUUUUUCCUCUGGCAGAAGGCUACAGGUCGCCUCUAUCGCCUGUUUGUUGCAGGUUUUCUUUCUGUGCUGGCGUCUCUUUGGCAUUCCCUCUGUGCUCCCGUGAGGUGGGUUGCAAGAUGGAUUAGGUCAGAGCAAUUCGAGCCUGACCCAGAAGAAUUUACAUGGACUCAGACGCACAGCUUCUUUGCGCUGAUGGGUGGUUUCAUGCUUUAUGUGAAUGGGAAGCCCUAUUGUGUACUACAGCCUGAGCACAUUCGCAAACUCAUACGUCAAAAGUGUAUCGAUGCCCCUACCCUAACGGCAGACGAGAUCAACGACAGGAGCAAAGGCAAUGCGAUAUCGAAAGGAUUAGUCAUCCUUCAGGUGGCCUGGUUUGUUGUGCAACUCAUCACCCGCGCCAUCUAUCGUCUCGAAAUCACCCAGCUCGAAGUGGGAACACUCGCUUUUGCGGUUCUCAAUUUCCUCACUUACGCUGUAUGGUGGUACAAGCCUCUCAACGUGGAAUGUCCACAUCCAGUGCACUGGAAGUUGACCGAGUCAGAGCUAAAGGACUACAUUGAUGUCAGUGACACAAACGAAUUCGCUCAGUUUCGGUUCUUGCCUCGAGUCCUUCGCCCAAUUAUAGAACUGAUAGGCUGGGCUGGCAUUCCUACAUCUCGAAAGCUCCAAGUUCCGACGUUUGAUGGUAGCAUCAAACUCAAUGUCUCGGACAGGAUGGUUCUUCAGCAAGCCGCAUUGCAUAUGGCGACCAUAUUUGGUGGCAUCCAUUGUAUGGCUUGGUUUUUUGCGUUCACCACGUAUCAGGAACAGAUGCUAUGGCGCAUAAGUGCCGUCGCUAUAACUUGCACUCCCUGGCUUUGUCUGAGUGCCUACUUAGUUCGGGAAAUAAUCAAUUCAGUACGGCACAUACCCGACUCAGCAAAGCAUGUCAUCUGGGGUGUGAUUUGUUCUGCAUUUGCCAUAUUGUACAUCACAGCUCGUGCUGUUCUCUUGGUACUUAUGUUCACCACUUUACGCAAUCUUCCUCCUGACGCUUACAAGGCGGUGUCAUGGGUUACUUUGGUGCCGCACUUAUAG